AUGUUACUUUUCCAUUUCCUGGCUAUUUUACUCGUCAAGCAAUUAGAGGCCAAAAAUAAACGAUACAUCAAGUGCAAGGCAUGCUCCAAAACCGAAAAUGCAGGGCCAUUUUUCACUGACUUCGAGUCGGAAGAAGAUGUUGAAAAGACCGCGGCGGAUGUUGAUACCAGUUGUGACAAGCCCGAGAACUCUAAAUCGAUCAAAUGCGACAAAACAGCAGGAUGUCUUAUGAUCAAGGACAAACAGAACAAUAUUUUCAACUUUGGCUGCGUGAAAAAAUGGAAUCAAGAAAAGAAGAAGGGCGAACCAAUCGAAAAAUCGGGUUACAAUCCCAAUACAAUAAAAGCUCUCGAGAAUUUCGAUAGAUGCGAACCGAAAAACAAGAAAUCUGGAGGAUGUAAAAUGCCCGGUUUCGAGUCUUUCGACGUUUCGAAUCUUCUGACAAGUUCCAUUCCCAGUGAGCGUGAUAAGUUCGUCAACAAUCUCUUUGAAUGCGGUGCAAAUUUCUGCUACAUCUGCGACAAUGGCGACGACUGUAACUACAGCGAGGACAUUCGAGACGCUAAUUUCGAAAAGUGGUAUAAAGACAAGCAAGAGUCCGAAAAGGUCACUACUACUACCAAAGCAGAAAUCACAGAAACAACAACGACCCUCGCUACUGAUAUCUCCGACAAAAACUCAACUGCUCCAGUGCCUUUUGCUUCUCUCACCAUCAUAUCUAUCGCCCUCAUUCACUUCUUCCUUCCCUGA
Molecule: messenger RNA, 750 nt
Organism: Oikopleura dioica
Lineage: Eukaryota; Metazoa; Chordata; Appendicularia; Copelata; Oikopleuridae
Source: the annotation of a GenBank genome assembly